Messenger RNA from Ruditapes philippinarum (Manila clam), 754 nucleotides. Its product is annotated as protein krueppel-like. Gene Ontology annotation, cellular component: nucleus. The transcript is spliced from 2 exons. The record is from RefSeq and is a predicted model, not a curated record. The coding region runs from base 98 to 481 and encodes 127 amino acids. Lineage: Eukaryota; Metazoa; Mollusca; Bivalvia; Venerida; Veneridae. Gene Ontology annotation, molecular function: DNA-binding transcription factor activity, RNA polymerase II-specific; RNA polymerase II transcription regulatory region sequence-specific DNA binding. Gene Ontology annotation, biological process: regulation of transcription by RNA polymerase II.
CAUCAAAGUUCUUGCAAGGUUUCACAUAAAUGCCAGGUAUGUGGUGUAUUCCUGUAUCAAAAGAGUGGAUUAAAAAAGACAUAUAAAACUUACACACAUGAAUGAGAGAAAAUACCAGUGUUCUACAUGCCCUUAUUCUGCCAAAACAGCUCGGAGACUUAAAGAACAUGAAUUGAGUCAUAGAAGUUGUCAUCCGUACUUUUGUGACAAAUGUACAUUUACAUGUGUUCAAAGAUACCAACUAAAGUCUCACAUGAGAACACAUACUGGGGAGAAGCCGUAUAAGUGUUCACAAUGCAAGUUUGCAGCUGCAUGGAAUGUUCAGCUAAAGGAACACGUCAAAGUUCAUGGGAUGGAAAACACAGUUGCAUGUUCACAUUGUGAUAUUGUUUUUCGUAACCAAAAAGCUUUAAAAAUGCAUGAGAAAAAAGAUCAUCCUAAAAUUCAUGGAAAUAUUAAAAAAUCGAAAAAGCGACGAUAGUUAAUGUUCAUACUUGUGUUUAGCUUGUAAAACAUGCUUCUUAAUGAAUAAGUUUUGAACAUAAAUUAGGGAUAUAAUAAAAUUAUUAUUAUGUUUGCCAGAAUGACAAGUUGAUUAUUGAGUAUGAUGUUUUUAUAUUCAUGUACACUUUCUUGCUUUGUUUUCUGUUAAUUGCGAAAAACAAGUAUGUAAUAGAAUAAUAUAGAAAUAAAACUGAACUUGACUCCAAGAAGUUUGAAACUACAGGCCUUUGUUUUUUGGACUGAUUGACCA